AUGGCUUGGAACGGCCCCCCUAACUUCAAUCACGCAUCCGUCCCUUUCUGGGACUUCAUGGCGGCCCUAGACCCCAGCCACGCUCGCGGCGCUGGUGUCGACCACACUGGCCCUGAGUUCCCCGGCAUGAAUUUCGGACCCGGCUUCCCCUUCGGCCCAGGCGGCUUCGAGGGAUGGGGUCGUCGACGCGGCGGAGGACCAUGGCGCCACUGGGGUGGUGAGGACUGGGCUGAGGGCCCAUGGGGCCGUCGAGGCUCCUGCAGGGGCAGACGCUUCCGCCGAGGCUUCCCUGGCGGCGCCCCUGGCUCUGGCGAUGAGGAGCAGCCUCCUCAAUAUACCGACGAGGAGCGUGCUGCUGCCACUGGCGGCGAGGAAAACGACAAGGAGAUGGGCGGCAUGAGCGGCAACGAGAAGCAGGACUCGCCCGCCACCCUGCGCGACGAGACGGCCGACCCGCCUGAGGAGAUCCCCGACCCGCGUGAGCACCGACGUGGCCAUCACCACGGCCGCCAUGGUGGCGGUCCCGGCCGUCGUGGACGUGGAGGCUUUGGCUUCCGCGGCGAGCACCCUCAUGGACCACCACACCACGGACCUGGCUUUGGCCCUGGUCCCUUCGGUCGUGGCCCUCAUCACCACCACGGCCCGCCGCCGCCUCCUCCCUUUGGUGGCCCUCAUGGACCCCAUGGCGCUGGCUUUCCCUUCGACUUCACGCCUCUAAUCCAGGCUUUCGCUAGCCACCCAUACGCACAACAGGUGCGCGAGUACCUCGAGCGGGCUCAGAACGCCACCGGCAACGACACAACCAACGACCGUGCCGCAGCCGAGAACGAGGAGAGCAACGAUUCCUCCGACGAGGACGUCGAGUCCUUCGCGCCGCCCGUCGACAUUUUCGAGACGGCCACGUCGUGGGUGCUGCACGUAGCGGUACCAGGCGCCAAGAAGCAGGACGUGGGCGUCAACUGGGACGCGGACAAGAGCGUGCUGGGCGUCAGCGGCGUGGUCUACCGGCCCGGCGACGAGGCCUUCCUCCAGGGCUUGGUGAGCGGCGAGCGUCGCGUCGGCCUGUUCGCGCGCGACGUGCGCCUGCCGCCCGAGGGCAGCGAGACCAAGGACGAGGUCGACAGCGAGGGCAUCGCGGCCAAGAUGGAGGACGGCGUGCUGGUCGUCACGGUGCCCAAGGUCGAGAAGGAGUGGACCGAGGUCCGCAAGGUGGACAUUGAGUAA
Messenger RNA from Phaeoacremonium minimum UCRPA7, 1224 nucleotides. Its product is annotated as putative hsp20-like protein. The coding region runs from base 1 to 1224 and encodes 407 amino acids. Lineage: Eukaryota; Fungi; Ascomycota; Sordariomycetes; Togniniales; Togniniaceae. Gene Ontology annotation, biological process: protein complex oligomerization; response to salt stress; response to heat. The transcript has a single exon. The record is from RefSeq and is a predicted model, not a curated record.